AUGGAUCUUGGAGCAGCAAGAGGCCCUAGAGUACGAAUUGGGCCGUGGACUGAAGCAGAAAAAAACAGACUGUUGAUAGGAUUGUUUUCAGAAUUGGACAUCAAGUCACUUGAUGAUGUUUUAGAUAUGCGUGCAGUUCCGUGGAAUAGAAUUCUCCCAUAUGUUAGGACACGAAACUAUAUGAACCUAAAGCAGCGUUGUCAUUACAUGAUUUGUAAGGAAAGACAGAGAUGUGGAGAAAGCUUCUCAAAUGAAAAUCGUGUUAAGCUAAUUGAUUGGAUUUAUGAAUCUGAAUAUAGGGAAGUUGCAGAAAUCAAUUGGCAGGAUGUUGCUGUGCAGUUUCCUGAUAAUACCCUAGCUGUUAUCAAGGAUUGGUUUUUCAACGUGUAUUAUUCCAUUCCCACACAAUAUAAAAGAAGUUUUGAAGACUCAAUAGAGUAUCUACAUAGAACAGUAAAGAAAAGGCAUGCAUCAUUUGAAAGGCUAUCCAAAGCAGCUGUAUCUGGCGCUUCUAAUUGCCUUAAAAAUCAGCAGAAGGAAGAUGAUGUUGAAAGUGUGUCAGAUAUGGAAAGUACAGACAUUGAUGAAGCUCCUGCAUGGGAUGAUGAAAUUGACUCCUCAGUAUGUAGAGGUGAAGGUGAAGAUAUUCAGAAGAGCAAUUCAGAUAGACACACAUCCAUGAAUAUAAAGCUCAAUCAUCAGAGAGUAUGCAAGAAUAGAGAUUCAAAUAAUGACCAUUAUUUGGAUGAAAAUCAAGGAAAACUUCUUAACUGCAUUCGUAAAGGAGAUUACAAGACUCUUGGUAACAUUAGUUGGAAGGAAGUUACAAAACAAUUUCCAGGCACUACAGUAUCAUCUGUCAGUGCAUACUUUUAUAGACUGUAUUGUACAAUUCCCAAGAGAAUAAGAAGAAACUUAAAUGAAGGCUUAGAGUAUUUGCAGAAAAAUGUGCAUCGCAACAGUGCAGAUCUCUCAGGACCUACCGUUACUGGGAAGACCGAAUUUUCUGAAGGCAUGGACAAUACGCACCAGAUAAAAGUUGAUUUUGGACAGAGAGAUACAGACAUUGAUGAUCCUCCUGCAUGGGAUGAUGAAAUGAACUGCUCAGAAAGCAGUGAUGAAGAUGAUCUACAAGAGAGAAAUUUAGAGUAAUGGGCUCUCAAGUGCCAGAGGCAAAAAGUGACAAAUAAACACACAAGGAUUUUCCAACAUCAGUGUUAUUGUUAAUGAGUACCAUGAUUUAAGUGAAUGCUUGUGCUUACAAAUUUUCUUUAAUGAUUAUGACAAGGUAACAUUUUUCAAAUUCAUGAUGUAUGUCAUAGUCAAUUAUUGAUGAAAAUAUACAUGAGUAAGAGUAGCUGCAAGAUACAUCCCUGAGUAAGAAUGUGACAACAAGAUAAAUCCCAGAGUAUGAGUAACAGCAAGAUAUAUCCCAGAGUAAAAGUAGCUGAAAGAUACACCCCAGAGUAAGAAUGUAACUGCAAGAUACAUUGCAGAGUAAGAGUGUAACAGCAUGAUACAUCCCAGAGUAAGAAUAAUAGCAAAAUACAUCCCAGAGAUAGAGUGUAACUGCUAGAUGCACCCCAGAGUAAUAGUGUAACUGCUAGAUGCACACCAGAGUAAGAGUGUAACUGUAAGAUACAUCCCAGUGUAGCUGUGUACCAGCAACGUGCAUCCCAGAGUAAGAGUAACUGCAAAACACAUCCCAGAGUGAGAGUGUAACUGCAAGAUACAUUCCUAAGUAAGAUUGUAACAGAAAGAUACAUCCCACAGUAAGAGUAGCUGCAAGAUACAUCCAAGAGUAAGAGUAGCUGCAAAAUACUUCUCAGAGUAAGAGUGUAACAGAAAGAUACAUCCCACAGUAAGAGUAACUGCAAAAUACAUCCCACAGUAAGAAUGUAGCUGGAAGACACAUCCCACAGUAAGAAUAAGAGUAAGUUACAUCCCAAAACGAGUGUACAGUUGCAAGAUUGUGUGUGUGUGUAUGAGUGCGUGCGUGCUUGCGUGCGUGCGUGGGUGGGUGCGUGCGUGCAUGCAUGCAUGCGUGUGUUUGUGUGAAGUACUCUAUAUACUGGCUUUGUAUGUUCUCAUCAUUAAUUGAUACAUUUUAUGUAUGCAGAAGUGAUCAUGAAGUUUUUAUAGCUAUACAACAGAAUAAACCAACCUUCAAGCUAUAAGGACAACCCACAAACGAAAAUGAUAAAAGAAAAGUUUUCCUUUCGUGUUCUGCAUAUAACUAUGCAUUUCAUUAAAAGACCGUUUUAGAGUAUUCUUUUAUGUCAAUUUUUACAAAAUAGGAGGUUGGCCAGAUUUCUUAAUAGUGCAGAAUUCUGUCAUGAGUAUGCUUUUGAUACUUUAGUUAUAUCUGUAAAUGUAAGGGUAUCUCCUGAAAUGUAUGAUUAUUACAAUGAUGCUGAAUAAAGAGGCAUUUUUGAUAAACAUGAAUAGUUAAC
Penaeus chinensis is the source of this 2453-nucleotide messenger RNA. RefSeq lists its product as uncharacterized. The transcript has 8 exons. Bases 1 to 1152 code for a protein of 383 amino acids. The record is from RefSeq and is a predicted model, not a curated record. NCBI's taxonomy places the organism in Eukaryota, Metazoa, Arthropoda, Malacostraca, Decapoda, Penaeidae.